This is a messenger RNA of Geodia barretti, 741 nucleotides long. The record is from the annotation of a GenBank genome assembly. NCBI's taxonomy places the organism in Eukaryota, Metazoa, Porifera, Demospongiae, Tetractinellida, Geodiidae.
AUGCAAGCCUCGGAAACGAAAGCCAUUGAAGUAACGGAUCUGACAGUUGCCUAUCAAGAUCAACCUGUUUUGUGGGAUAUCGAUCUGGAUGUGCCACCAAGCGUGCUUUUGGCAAUCGUUGGUCCCAAUGGUGCAGGCAAAACUACAUUGAUUAAGGCGAUUUUAGGGUUAGUACGCCCCGCGGCAGGCAACGUCUUGAUUUACGGCAAACCUUAUGAAGCACAACGCCGGAUUGUUGGUUAUGUCCCGCAACGGGGGAGCGUUGACUGGGAUUUUCCAACAAACGUGCUGGAUGUCGUCAUGAUGGGGCGUUACGGCGCACUUGGAUGGGUGCGACGACCCGGGAAGCAGGAACGGGAACUCGCCAUGCAUGCGUUGGAGAAGGUUGGUAUGGAGGCGUAUACCAACCGACAAAUUAGUCAACUCUCCGGCGGACAGCAACAACGUGUUUUCCUCGCUCGUGCCCUUGUUCAAGAUGCUACGAUAUAUUUGAUGGAUGAGCCUUUUCAAGGUGUUGAUGCUACCACGGAACGCGCGAUUGUUACACUCCUUCAGGAAUUUCGAGAAAAAGGGAAAACGGUUGUCGUGGUACAUCACGAUUUACAAACGGUAACGGACUAUUUCGAUUGGGUGAUGCUUUUGAACAUUCGCCGGAUUGCGAGUGGACCUGUUGGUGAAACGUUCACACCUGAAAAUUUGCGUACAACUUACGGUGGUCGUGUCGCGUUUAUGACAAAGUAG